Leptopilina boulardi is the source of this 2481-nucleotide messenger RNA. RefSeq lists its product as uncharacterized. The transcript is spliced from 4 exons. The record is from RefSeq and is a predicted model, not a curated record. The coding region runs from base 1 to 2481 and encodes 826 amino acids. NCBI's taxonomy places the organism in Eukaryota, Metazoa, Arthropoda, Insecta, Hymenoptera, Figitidae.
AUGUCAAGUUUGGAUCGAUUCAAUAAAAUUAAAUCUAUUCAUUUAUGUGUCAAUUGUUUGGCUGCAGGUCAUAAAACUCAAGAAUGUGCUAGUAAACACACGUGUCAAGAAUGUAAAAUGAAACAUCACACUUUGCUUCAUCGCGGUAAUUCAAAACAAACAAAAAACGAAUCAGAUCAAGCUCAAGAUAAAUGUCUAUCGUUAACCUCGAGUCAAGCCGAGACAAAAAAUAUUCAGUCUCAUUUUUUAUCAACCGGGACUUUGAAAGAAAAACGAGUUAUGCUUGCUACAAUUAAAUUGUGUGUCUUCCCUGUGGGCAAAAAACCAUGGUUAUCAUAUUCUCAUCAAAAAAUUCCAAUUAGAGCUUUGCUUGACCCAGGGUCGACUUGGACAUUUAUUCCAAACAAAGCAGCGAAUUUAUUAGGUAUCAGAAAAACUCGAGUAUCUGCAUCGCUGUCGGGGCUGGAUGGCACCUCGGCCGGUACAGCUACGUCUGUAGUUGAACUUAAUCUUUGUCCUAUUCAAGCCCAGAAUCCCAUGUUUACAACCCAAGCAUUAGUCACUCCUCAAAUCACAACAUACACCCCUGAUAGGAACAUUUCGCUUGAGAAGUGGCCUCAUUUAAACAAUCUUGAAUUUUCCGACGACAUUACAUGUAAUGAGGAAAUAAACUUGCUCAUUGGAGCAGAUUUAUACGGCGCGUUAAUUUCAAAUGAAAUUCGAAAAGGGGGGAUUAAUGAGCCAGUGGCACAAAACACUGUCUUUGGCUGGGUUUUGUCUGGUCCGAUUGCAAGCAGUGUUCCUUCGAAUUUAAAUACUGUCUCUGAUCUCCAUUGUGCUUCAUUCGAUCAAUUAAAUUCCGCAUUGACAAAAUUUUGGGAAGUCGAAAAUGUCAAGACAGAAACACCGGUCUGUACACAAGAUGAAUUUUGUGAAUCACAUUUUAUGUCAACACAUAAACGAACAAGUGAAGGUCAAUACAUUGUUCAAUCCCCGUUUGAUUCUGAAACUCUCGACAUUGGUGAAUCUCGUUAUAUUGCGGAACGAUCUCUUAAACGCAUUGAAACUCGACUUGAAAAUUAUCCAGAGCAUAAAAGGGAAUACAAUUCAUUUAUGUCAGACUACGAAUGUCUAGAACACAUGAUUCCCUCUCCAAAUCCACAUCUACCUCCACAUCUUUGCGUCUAUCUUCCUCAUCAUCCUAUUAUUCGCGAGCACAGUCAAACCACAAAAUUAAGAGUCGGUUUUCACGCUUCAACUGAUAUCACAAAAAUGUAUCGGCAGAUUCUCAUCGAUCCUAUUCAAAGAAAUUAUCAACGCGUUCUAUGGAGACCUUCUCUCGAUGUUCCGAUUUCCGAAUAUCAAUUAGCAACCGUAACAUAUGGUACACGCUCCGCUCCAUACCUCGCAUUAAGAGUCAUGAGACAACUCGUAGCUGAUGAAGGAUCAGAUUUCCCACUCGCAUCUCUCGUUCUCUUGUUCGACACGUUCAUUAAUGAUUUUUUAUUCGGAGCUUACGAUAAAAAAACUGCAAGGUUAAAGCGAGAGGAAGUUGUAUCACUUUUAAAAAAGGCUAAAUUAGAGGCGCGAAAAUGGGCAAGCAAUGAACCAUCCCUGAUUGCAGAUGUUGAUCCAUCAAAUCAUGGUCUUGCAUGGGGCUCUUCAGACUCACAAAAACAGGCAAUUAAAGUUCUUGGAAUUUCAUGGAAAUUUGAUACCGAUACCUUUCAUUUUAACGUGAACCUGGAACUUCCAAAAACCUUGACUCAUCGACAAGCGUUAUCUCUCUGGGCUCAAUUAUUUGAUCCCGUCGGGUGGAUUUCUCCAGUAAUAGUCGUUGGUAAAAUUCUUAUGCAAAAAACUUGGCUAAGCAAAGCAACUUGGGAUGAACCACUGCCCACUCCACUUCAAAACCAAUGGUUAACUUAUUUUUUAUCAUUGAACGAUCUUUCAAAAAUCUCAAUUUCUCGAUGGAAUAAUCAUGAUCCUAAUAGUUCAAGUUCCGAACUACAUGGAUUUGCGGACGCAUCUGACCUUGCAUACGGUGCAGUCAUUUACCUACGAACUGUCACAAAAUCUGGCGAAACAUUCGUUUCGUUGAUUACAAGCAAAACAAAGUGUUGGACAGAUUCCAAGGUCGUAUUGGCCUGGCUGAGCAAGCAUGCAUCUGCGUGGAAGCUUUUUGUCGCGAACAGAGUUGCAGAAGUACAGUCACUUUUCCCAUCACUAAAAUGGAAACAUGUUCCGACUGAAAGCAAUCCUGCCGAUCUCGCUUCUCGCGGCCUGCUCCCCUUAAAAUUGCACGAAUCUACUUUAUGGUGGAACGGACCCAAAUGGUUAAUGAAUCAGCCCGAUCAAUGGCCGAGUCAAAUCUCCCCAUCUGACGAGGAAUCGUCAGUCGAACUUAAACCAGUCUCUCAUCUCGUUAAUGAUCCAACAAAUCACCCUCUUUACAAUCUGAGGAUAAAGUUUUCAUCAUAG